CUCUAACCGGGGGCGAAGACGCAUGGUCCAGUGCAACCUCUCACGAUUUUUCCCCCAAAACCCUCAAUCGUCCUCGCCCUCGAUCUCGCUCUCGCCCAUCUCCCCCGGAGUUAUCCCCUCAAUUGAGCCACCACCAGCCAUUCAAAAUGCUCAUUCAACUCUCCAGGGCUUCGCGCGCUCGCUCCGCUGUUGCGGCUGUUUCUCGUGUCGCCAGACCCAAUGCCGUUCAGGUGAGGGGCUUCAUUGCUCCCACUGUCUCCCGGAAAGCCGACUUCGUCCAGGAGCUUUAUCUGAAGGAGCUCAAGGCCUACAAGAUCCCCGCCGUCAAGGAGUCCGAUGCUGAGGGCAACGUCCAGACAUUCAACGUCCCCAAGACACCUGCCUCCCCCGAGGAGACCGACCUCGCCGGCAACCUGAAGGAGUACGAGAGCAUGGCCGUUGAGAUUGAGGGCCAGGACAGCUCUGCCCAGUCCGGUACCCCCGAGGUUGCCGACUGGCUUGAGGCUGAGGAGGAGGAUGAGGCUCACCACUAAAGCGUUUUUCUUACCUUUGGGAACACAUAGACUAUCCUGACUGCAGCACAUUUUGGGGGUCAUUUCUCACCGCCCAGCCGCCGUUUCAUGGGAAUAGCAAAAAGAGGGAGGCUGACACCAACUCACCCCCGAGAAGAAGAGCCGGAGCGAUCAAGGAGAAAGCAGAAGCAGAAGCAAGUGGAUUGGGGAUAAGAAUCCUGUGUACAUUUUCCUAAAAUUCAGCCUUUUUUUCGGUUGCCCGUAGGAACUAAUUGCGAAAUGCAAACGUCAAAUGAAGCACACGCAACUUGUUAUAA
Messenger RNA from Fusarium oxysporum Fo47, 829 nucleotides. RefSeq names its product F1F0 ATP synthase subunit h. Lineage: Eukaryota; Fungi; Ascomycota; Sordariomycetes; Hypocreales; Nectriaceae. Gene Ontology annotation, biological process: proton motive force-driven ATP synthesis. Bases 147 to 533 code for a protein of 128 amino acids. The transcript has 3 exons. The record is from RefSeq and is a predicted model, not a curated record.